Molecule: messenger RNA, 3682 nt
Organism: Alosa sapidissima (American shad)
Lineage: Eukaryota; Metazoa; Chordata; Actinopteri; Clupeiformes; Clupeidae
Gene: gabrb3
Product: gamma-aminobutyric acid type A receptor subunit beta3
Exons: 12
Coding region: 503-2023 (506 amino acids)
Biological process (GO): regulation of membrane potential; nervous system process; chemical synaptic transmission
Cellular component (GO): GABA-A receptor complex; neuron projection; membrane
Molecular function (GO): GABA-A receptor activity; extracellular ligand-gated monoatomic ion channel activity; neurotransmitter receptor activity
Source: RefSeq, a predicted model, not a curated record
UGCAGGACAGGUGGGUAAGCAUGCCCUCAGAGAGACUGGCACUGCCCCUGGCUCUAGCCCAUCACCGCCCUGCCCUCUCAUGAGGGGUCUCCAGUGUCUGGCAGUGCCCCGCUUAAUGACAGCUGCCUUGCAUGCUCUGCCUUGGGAGGAACGGGUUUGAGAGCCGGCCGCCAACAUGAGACUCUGGUGGAUUUUACUGUUUGGCUUCUGGAGUGUGUACGGCGAGCUACCCUUCAUCGCGGAAAACAAUGCCGCCAUGCUGGUCAACUGGAAUGCAGUUGAUGGGAACAAAAAGCUGUUUGCAAUCUAUGACACAAGGAGUGAGAGAAAACGCGGAUUGCAGCAGAAUAUUUCCUUGUAACCAGCCGUCACAGGAGUCUCCAACGACUUCUUAGCAAAGGACUACGGAUGGAAUAACCUGUAACAACCCGUUGGUUUAUGCCGGAAAACCCUAACAACCUCCGUUUUAGUCACUCAAUUCCUUAAAAGAAUAUAAUAAGGAAUGUUUGGAUUAAAGAAACGAAAGCUGUUUGGUGUUCUCUCGGUACCGGUCAUUGUGGCAGUGAUGUGUUGUGCACAGAGCGCAAACGAGCCCGGUAACAUGUCUUUUGUCAAAGAAACAGUGGACAAACUCCUAAAAGGAUAUGACAUUCGCCUUCGCCCAGACUUUGGAGGAGCGCCGGUGGCAGUUGGAAUGAGUAUAGACGUGGCGAGUAUAGACAUGGUGUCUGAAGUCAAUAUGGACUACACAUUGACCAUGUACUUCCAGCAGUACUGGAGAGACAAACGGUUGGCUUAUGCAGGGAUUCCUCUCAACCUCACCCUGGACAACCGGGUGGCUGACCAAUUAUGGGUGCCGGACACCUAUUUCCUGAACGACAAGAAGUCGUUUGUGCACGGCGUAACGGUGAAGAACCGCAUGAUCCGCCUCCACCCGGACGGAACAGUCCUCUACGGGUUAAGAAUCACCACAACAGCUGCCUGUAUGAUGGACCUGAGGAGGUACCCUCUGGACGAGCAGAACUGCACUCUGGAGAUUGAGAGCUAUGGCUACACGACAGAUGACAUUGAAUUUUACUGGAAAGGAGGAGAAAGCGCUGUGACUGGUGUUCAACGCAUCGAACUGCCGCAAUUCUCCAUAGUGGACUACAAACUGGUCUCCAGGAAUGUUGUCUUUUCCACAGGUGCCUACCCACGACUGUCUCUGAGCUUCAAGCUGAAGAGGAACAUUGGCUACUUCAUCCUGCAGACGUACAUGCCCUCCAUCCUAAUCACCAUUCUGUCCUGGGUCUCCUUCUGGAUCAACUAUGACGCCUCGGCUGCCCGCGUGGCAUUAGGUAUAACCACUGUGCUGACUAUGACUACCAUCAACACCCAUCUAAGAGAGACGCUACCCAAGAUCCCUUACGUCAAAGCCAUAGACAUGUACUUGAUGGGCUGCUUCGUCUUUGUCUUCUUGGCCUUGCUGGAGUACGCGUUUGUCAACUACAUCUUCUUCGGGAGAGGGCCACAGAUGCAGAAGAAGCUGGCGGAGAAAGCGGAGAAGGCGAACAACGACCGCACGAGAUACGACGGCAACCGGUCCGUUCAGGAGGGGGGCAAUUGCAAGCCAUCGUCUGUUAAACAGUCCAAUCAGGUACAAGGCCACCGUCACUCCCAAGGGGUGGAUGCCCAGGGCAACAUCCUCCUGACCUCCCUGGAGAUCCACAACGAGGUGGCCAGCAACGAGAUCACCACCACGAGCUUGAGCGAGACGCGCAACUCCUCCUCCAUGGUCUUCGACAACUCAGGGAUCCAGUACCGGAAACAGAGCGCUCCGCGGCAUGAAGGCCGGCGCAGCAUGGAGCGCGGCGGUGGCGGCAUCCACCCCAAGAAGACGCGGCUGCGCCGGCGCUCCUCGCAACUCAAGAUCAAAAUCCCCGAUCUCACAGACGUGAACUCCAUCGAUCGAUGGUCACGGAUAAUAUUUCCCUCUGCUUUCUCACUCUUCAAUUUGAUUUACUGGAUGUACUACGUGAAUUAAUGCCACAGAUAGGAUGCCCCCCCCCCCCCCUGUACCCUUUUACGAAGACUCAUCAAGACAAGAGACGUGUUUCAGCGCCAUAUAAUUGUUAUGUUCUGAUUUUUUCUAUUUGCAAACUCUGGAGGCAUGAGAGCAGUGUUCUUGGAUGAUGAUAUGCACUAAUAUGGGCCAAUGCUGUACGUCUUUUCCGUGACGAGAAGCUGCACUGUUCUCUUGGUGAACAUACCCAUAAACACACAUCUUUUUAACAUAGCAACACAAUGAGCAGUGCCAGCACCAAGACUUUUAAUUUUGUAAACAUUCUUCUGUACAUACACACGAUAAACUCUCAGAAGCCUUUUUGGACUUCUCGCAUGAUGCUCCCAGCGACUCUCCCCCUUUUUAUUUCGAACACCCUACAAAGCAAGACAUUAACUCAGACCUGACGUUGCUAUAGUGGAAGGCAUUAUUCACACAAAUGCUUUAUGCCAAUAUACUCAAUAGCAUUCAAAUGUCGAGAUCAAUGAUUGCCAUUGUCGCCAUGUUGAGUUUAGAUAAUGCAAUAUACUUAGGGCUGUGGGUUUUGAUAAAAAUGGUUUUAAGGUUUGGUGUUUUUUCUUCAUCCACAAUGCUAUGUUUUGGGGUGUACAAGUUACCAUAUUACAUGAAGUUACCAUAUUAACACGUCACAACAAGCGCCAAUUUGUGAAAUACUUUCGAAAGAUGAUUUCCAUUUGCCUUCGUUUGAUAUGAUUGUAUGCCACACACAGUUCACCGUUUCCUUGCAAAGUGCUUCAGUAUUUGCUCCCAGUGAACAACAGUGCACUCUACAUUUUUUCUGCAUUUUAUGGUUGUUUUCACACACAAGUUGCUCUUAAAAAUCACAGGCUAUGGAAGAUCAAUGGAAAUAUUAGUUUGAUGGAUCCUGGCAAGAGAAAGUGAUUAAAUAUUUGUUGCUCAGAGUUUCACUAUGACAUUUUAGUGACAAACAGACAUUGAUGUGGAUUUGCAAAUGAAAACUUGGCUGUUCCAGAAAGAACACCUUUGGCCAGAACGUGUGGCAUUCUUUGAACGGAUUAUACUGUAAGUCCCUAAACUUGAAAACAAAUAUAUUCAAAUAUUUGAUUAUUAUGUUCCUUCGGGGUACCUUGUUUCAAAACAUUGAGUGAUAUUACACUUCUUUUCACUACACAGUUUAUGUACUAAACACAAAACUUGCCUCAGGUUCCUACAGAAAAUGCUAGUAAUAUUGAAAAUGAUCCCCAUCACAUAUUUUUGCUAUUGUUAAUAAUAUGCAUACCCAUAUCCAUGUACUCUUUGUUGUAAUUAUUACUUUGUAAUAUAAUCAUACUGUACAUGGUUACUUCAUAGCUGUUUUACUUGAUAUUAUGACAGCAUGAUAUUAUUUUGUCACAGGUGACUAUGAUUGUUCCUCACAACCGACUUUAGUCACAGCCAAACAUUAGGAACUGUGGAUCUUGCCGAGGAAUAAAUAAGUGAUGUAUAUCACAUUGCUAUACAGAGUCACAACCCACAGUCACGUCCACAGGAUUAUUGUAUGCUGUCUGCCAUGUCAGGUUGCUUUACGGUUUUGUUGUGUUGCCAGUUGCUCACCAUAACCUUUAUUGCUCCUCUUCUGACUUCUGUUGUGUGUUGUAAAUAUAUGCCACAUUAUCCAGA